Messenger RNA from Lonchura striata (white-rumped munia), 1186 nucleotides. The record is from RefSeq and is a predicted model, not a curated record. NCBI's taxonomy places the organism in Eukaryota, Metazoa, Chordata, Aves, Passeriformes, Estrildidae.
AUUCCGGCGGGCGGCGGGCAUGGCGGUGCUGCGGCCCUUCGACAAACUCCCGACGCUCAACUCCGGCACCCUCCUGCUCGUGGGCCCGGACGAGGCGCUGCGGCAGCAGCUGGCGGAGACCAUCCUGCAGGAGAAGAGGGACUUCAACAUCAGCAUUCACCUUGCUACAUCCCUCCCCUUACCUUCAGAGAGGGAUCAUCUUCGACCCAGGAUAGAUCUGAUUGUGUUUAUGAUUGACAUCAAGAGCAAGUACAGCUUGAAGAAGGUCGAAUGUUCCCUAGCUCAUGUGGAUGCCAGCUUCUUCCUGGGGAAGGUGUGCUUUCUUGUCACUGGGGUUGGCAAGGUGAAUGCUUGCAGCAUUGAGAUGAAUGCUGUCUGUAAAUUAGGAGAAGCCUACUGCAGUCCUAUGCUAUUCUGUGAGCUGGAGCUGGAAGACACUCGAGUUGCUACUGCUCAACGACUUGUUCGAAUGUUAAGAAUCUGUGCUGGUCACAUACCGGGAGUUUCUGCCUUGUCCUUUGUCUCGCUGAUGAGGAAGUCUGAUGAUAAUUAGCUUCUCAUUGUGAUACUUCACACACAUUCAUCAGAUUCAGUUCUCUAUCCCUGUGGAGAUUUUCAAAGAGGAAUCCCCCUCUCUGAGGUGAAAGUACCUGUGAGCAUUGCUGGUUUGACUGUUUUAGUCUGUGGAUGUGUUUCUGUUUGUCAUUUAUGUCAGCAAAAUUAGAAUAAAAGCAGUUUAAUUAGUAUAGAAGAACUCAUACUAGUUGCACUGGUGUAAGCUUUGGUCUCAGAGUGCUUUUUUGGGGCGAUGGAACUAAAUGAGAUUGUAAUAUGGUUUCCUCUGCUAUGGCAGGCUGACCCACUGGAUUUCAUUUUCAGUCCAGUCCCUUGAAGAAGAUUUUGCCUCCGCAGCCUGCUAGCUGAACAGCUCACAGAGGUGAUCUGUGAGAGAUUUCAGCACAAAUCAGCUUGCUUGGCAUUACCUGGUGGGAUUACAGCUCUCUGCUGUGCCAGGUUUUCUAAGACUAACUCUGCUGCACCAGCAGUUAAAUCAGACCAACUUUGAAGCAUGAUAAAACAUGAUAUGUUCAAUCUAUACCAAUGGAAGAGAAAGUCUGCAUACUGAAAUGGCACCUGUAGUAAAAGAUCUCUCUGUUCCUGGAAUAAAGAUCAGAAAUAAAUCCAA